UGACAUAACUGACAACUGGUAAUUAAUAAUAAAGAACUGUGCCUGUAAACUAACCUGAAAAUUUAUUUUUUUAAAUUAUGUUUAAAACGAUCUUGAGCAAGCUAACCACAACAAAUUUAUCAUGUGGAUUCCACACCACAGCUGCCCUGAGCGAAGUAAGACUAUUAACUCGGCUACGAGUUGUAGAUAACUCUGAAAUUGGCAAACGAGCGAUGGCCGAGGGCAAACCGCCUAAAGUUAUUUGUGUUUAUAAUAAAAAACGUGUCGGAUUCAUCGGUGACAGAGUCAUGGUAGCUAUCAAGGGGCAGAAAAAGAAGGGAAUUCUGGUUGGCAUGAAACAAACACAGAAGGUGAAAGUUCCAAAGUUUGACAGCAACAAUGUAGUUUUGAUCGACGACAACGGAACGCCGUUGGGCACCAGGAUACAUGUGCCUAUCCCUACAAUACUCCGUACAAUCCUCAAAGAACGCACUCACUCAAAGGGUGCUGAUUAUACUAAACUACUAGCAAUAGCCACAAGAUUUGUUUAGCUGUAAAUAAUUAGUAGUACCUAAGUAGAUUUAAUAAAAUUAUGAUUUAUUA
This is a messenger RNA of Plodia interpunctella (Indianmeal moth), 582 nucleotides long. It is a transcript of the gene mRpL14, whose product is annotated as mitochondrial ribosomal protein L14. The transcript is spliced from 2 exons. NCBI's taxonomy places the organism in Eukaryota, Metazoa, Arthropoda, Insecta, Lepidoptera, Pyralidae. Bases 78 to 530 code for a protein of 150 amino acids. Gene Ontology annotation, biological process: translation. Gene Ontology annotation, cellular component: mitochondrion; ribosome. Gene Ontology annotation, molecular function: structural constituent of ribosome. The record is from RefSeq and is a predicted model, not a curated record.